UAUACGCCGUUGGAAAAAUUUACGUGACAAAUACACAAGAAAAAGUAGGAUAAUGACCGCACUUAAUGAUAUGAUAACAUCACAAAUCUGGCUGAUGAUAUGGAUUCUUAGUCUUACGCAAAUUCGCAAAAAUUGCAAUUCAGCAAAAAAACGACCUCAACCUGACGUUGUGAUCGAAAUAAGUUCAGCUUUGGAGAUGUUUAAACAAAUAUAUAGUGAAAUAAAAACACGCCACCAAAAUCCUGCUGGGCAAGGUUUCGGUCAAAUGAUUGUUAAAACUAUAAGUAGUAUGAUUGAGCGGAAAAAAGCAUUGCCUACGCAAAAAGUUACUGCAAUAGUAGUGAACAUAAAAAUUGAGUAUUCGGACCACAAAGAAUAG
This is a messenger RNA of Bactrocera oleae (olive fruit fly), 379 nucleotides long. NCBI's taxonomy places the organism in Eukaryota, Metazoa, Arthropoda, Insecta, Diptera, Tephritidae. The record is from RefSeq and is a predicted model, not a curated record.